AUGAGCCCGUCUGCCAUCAAUGACAGCCCACGAAACUCGGUAGCCUACCAUAACAAUGGUAGCGCUACGUCAACACACACAGAUGCGGACUAUGCUGUCCGCCAUCCCCUCCCCAGCUUCAAUGGCUACGACCAUGUGACCUGGUGGGUAGGCAACGCUAAACAGGCCGCCGCAUACUACUCAACUCUCUUCGGCAUGAAGCCGAUAGCCUACCGAGGCCUUGAGACGGGGAGCCGGUAUUUCACAUCCCACGUCGUCGGCAAUGGCGACGUGCGCUUUGUGUUCACGUCCCCAAUCCGUUCGGCCGUCCACCUCCCCGAGGAUGAGCCCAUCUCAAAGGCCGAGAAGGCCCUCCUCGUCGAGAUGCACGCUCAUCUGGAGCGACACGGCGAUGCCGUCAAGGACGUCGCCUUCGAGGUCGAUUCCGUGGAAGGCGUGUACAGCCGCGCCGUGGCUCAGGGCGCCGAGUCCGUCCAGCCCCCGGUUGUCCUGAGUGACAAGGGCGACGCCGGCUCCGUGACCACUGCGGUGAUUCGCACAUACGGCGACACGACGCACACGCUCGUCAGCCGAAACGGCUACAAGGGCAUCUUCCUCCCCGGAUUCCGUGAGGCGAAGCUGCCCACUGCCACGGUCGCCCUGCCGGACGUCCAGAUGGCCCGCAUCGAUCACUGCGUCGGCAACCAGGACUGGGACGCCAUGGUGGCGGCGUGCGAGUUCUACGAGCGGUGCCUGAGCUUCCACCGGUUCUGGUCCGUCGAUGACAGCCAGAUCUGCACCGAGUUCUCUGCGCUCAAGAGCAUCGUCAUGUCGAGCUCCAACGAGGUCGUCAAGAUGCCGAUCAACGAGCCGGCACUCGGCAAGAAGAGGUCGCAGAUCGAGGAGUACGUCAUCUUCAACUCGGGCGCGGGCGUCCAGCACAUCGCCAUCCAGACGCCCGACAUCCUGUCCACCGUGUCCGCCCUGAGGGCACGCGGCGUGCAGUUCAUCGACGUGCCCGCCACGUACUACGAGACGGUCUGCAUGAGGCUCAAGACGGAGAAGAGGAGCUGGGAGCUGCAGGAGGACUUCGAGGCCAUCCAGAGGCUGAACAUCCUGAUCGACUACGACGAGGGCGGGUACCUGCUGCAGUUGUUCACGAAGCCGCUGAUGGACCGGCCCACCGUGUUCAUCGAAAUCAUCCAGCGCAACUCCUUCGACGGCUUCGGAGCGGGCAACUUCAGGAGCUUGUUCGAGGCGAUCGAGCGUGAGCAGGCGGACAGGGGAAAUUUGUGA
Messenger RNA from Diaporthe citri, 1275 nucleotides. RefSeq lists its product as uncharacterized. NCBI's taxonomy places the organism in Eukaryota, Fungi, Ascomycota, Sordariomycetes, Diaporthales, Diaporthaceae. The record is from RefSeq and is a predicted model, not a curated record. The coding region runs from base 1 to 1275 and encodes 424 amino acids. The transcript has a single exon. Gene Ontology annotation, biological process: L-tyrosine catabolic process. Gene Ontology annotation, molecular function: 4-hydroxyphenylpyruvate dioxygenase activity.